Molecule: messenger RNA, 639 nt
Organism: Parnassius apollo (apollo)
Lineage: Eukaryota; Metazoa; Arthropoda; Insecta; Lepidoptera; Papilionidae
Source: the annotation of a GenBank genome assembly
AUGAUUGUUAAUUGGAAUAUCGGCCAGUUGGCAAAUGCACUAAAACCUCUCUUGACGUCAUCACAGCAAGUACAUUUGUCACAUAUUUUGAAGACUUUAGACUCCUACUGCAAGAAUAAAAUCUUAGAAACGUUUUUAAUGAAAAUCGGUUUAAAAGAAGAGCGGUGGGGUGAUGAGCAGCUGGUCGAGAAACUCUUGGACAUGAUGCAACAAACCGGCGCUGACUUUACUUUGACCUUUCGACAACUUGCUGAGCUGGAACCAAGCGAAAUGGUGAGCGAAAUAAAACUGGGGGAGAAAUGGUCCUUGAAGCGACUGUCCUCGCACGCUUCAUGGGGCUGUUGGCUUGACCAAUAUCGAGAAAGAUUAGACAAAGAAGCUGUAGAUGCAGGCUCUUUAGGUAUGUUCGAGGAUGAACGUCGCAGACGCAUGCUUAACGUUAACCCAAUCUACGUACCGCGUAAUUGGCUUCUGCAUGAGGCAAUACAGGACGCUGAAAUGGAUAAUUUUGAGAAAGUAAGAUUCCUGUUAGAUGUGAUGCGUAAUCCUUACGCCGUUCAACCAGAGGCUGAGAGACGUGGCUUUUCAGCACAACCUCCGCAGUGGGCUUAUGCCUUGAAAAUUAGUUGUUCUAGUUGA